Messenger RNA from Malus domestica (apple), 3997 nucleotides. Its product is annotated as phosphatidate phosphatase PAH2. Lineage: Eukaryota; Viridiplantae; Streptophyta; Magnoliopsida; Rosales; Rosaceae. The record is from RefSeq and is a predicted model, not a curated record. Gene Ontology annotation, molecular function: phosphatidate phosphatase activity.
CAUCAUAGCUACUCCUACUAGUCAGAGAACAAGGGGAAGAAGAAAAAAAAUGAAAAAUGCGGUGCCUUUAAAUAUUUGUUGGAAUUUGAACGAUGAUUGAAGGCUCGGCACAUUGGAACAACUGAGACGGAAUAUGCUUUCAUCACCAUAACUGCUAUUCCCUCUUCCUUUGGCGGUUCCACAGAGCUUGGUCUUCCAUUGAAUUUGAUGCUCUUUCUUGUUUGUUUCUUGAUUUCGAGCUGUUUGUGGGGGAUUCUGAUUAAAAAAAAAGGGACCCCAGAGAGGGAUUUUGUUCUUUUUCUGAUGCAUGCAAUAACUGAUUUGGAGCUAAAACUGUGGUAGAUUAUUAAAUUUUGGGUUUUGAUCAAUUGGGUUGUUAUAUUGUAAUGCAAUCUUGGUAAAUUGGUCAUCUGGGUUGUCUCAGAAUUCAAUAUUUGGAUUAAAAGUUGGUUGCUUUGAAGGUUUUUCCUGAGGAAAUCGACCGGGUGUGUGUAAAUUAUGAUUGAGUUUUGAGAUUUUGGUGUCCUGAGAAAUUUGAUAGGGGGAGGAAUAGGAUGUAUGCGGUUGGGAGGCUAGGGAGUUAUAUAUCCCGAGGCGUUGUACACGCCUCCGGCCCGUUCCACCCGUUUGGUGGAGCUGUGGAUAUAAUUGUAGUUGAACAACAAGAUGGGAGCUUCAAAUCGUCGGCGUGGAAUGUGAAAUUUGGUAAGUUUCAAGGGGUUUUGAAGACAAAGGAGAAGGUGGUAAACAUUAAUGUCAAUGGGGAGGAUGCUAGUUUCCAUAUGUAUUUGGAUCAUAAAGGAGAAGCUUAUUUUCUUAGGGAGGUUGAUGCAGAGGAAGGGGAAGCUGUGUUGUAUCCUUCGUCUUCGAGUGAUGAGACGGAUGAGCAAUGUCGAGAAAACGGGCAGCCAUUGAAGUCCAUGAGUUGCAAUUAUGAUGCUGAGAAUUUGACACCAGUUGGUCAGAUUGAAACGCCUAAUGGGAAGAUUUUGUCCAGGACUAAUUCCCGGAGGUCAAGAAUUUUAGGGUUAUUUGGGAGCAGGUCGAUGAAGGAGCGCAAGAGUAAGGAGGAAGAGGGGGUUGAUAGCGGGGUGAGUAGGGUGGAUUCGUUGGAGGGGGUGGAGUUUGCAGCAAACCUUUUGGAAGUGAAUUGGUCCACUAGUCUUGCCAUUAAGAAACCCGGGAAGGACAAUGCUUCCCCUUUUUUGUCUCCUAAUAUGUUGGUUAAUGAAGAUAUGCAGAUUGAUGCCGAGCAAAGCCAGUUGAGCUUGUCUCUGCCUGUGUCUAGAGUAUCUAGCGACGUUGAUGAAUCUAUUAUUGCGGCAACUGAACAUGAUGGGAAUGCAAUGGCUGUCAUAUCCAAUGCCACAGGUUCUGAUCCGGAAAUUCAAAGUUUGGUUGAGCUAGAAGCUUGCCCUGGCAAGCAUUUGGAUGAGAAAGAUGUUGUAUUACCUGGCUGUGGCAUUUCUCAUACAGCCGGUGGGAUAGAUCGAGUCCAACCCUUUAUUUAUUGUGAAACAUUGUACAUUGCCAGAGAAGGAAGUGAGCAAGUUCAUGCUGAAACAGUGCAUGCCAGAACUGAGCUGCUGUCUAAGACUGAGGUAUUUAGUGUUCUUCAUCAGGAUUCAGUUACUGAGCAACAUGCUGAUGAUACUUCCGUAGAGGUACAAUCAGUGGAGGCUCCUGAAAUUUGUUUACAAGAGACAGAUACACAUUCAUGCACAGACCGUAAUGCGAGCCGUGAAGGGCCAGCAAUAGUUCAACCAUGCAAUAGUCAAACAGUCCAGCAAAAUUCAUUACCUGAUUCGGUUCAAAAAGUUGAGUCACAGAGCAUGUCUAGUUUAAACACCUAUCGUGAUCAAGUUCAAGAGGAGGAAAACAUAGAAGAGGAAGAUGUCGCAUCAAGUGAUUUACAAACCCCUUGUAAGUCCGUUAAUGGCCAUGUUGUGACAGAAGCAGCAAGUGUGUUGCCAGUGAGACUAGAGGAAGAACAAUUCCUCUUCAGUGAUGAUGAAAUCAGAGUCACUGAGGUUCAGUGCAUGGAGUCACAUUUUCCAUCAUGUGUAGGCGGAGAAAAUUGUCUCUCGUGCAGUCCAAAAGACAGUACAAAUUAUGAAUCAUAUCCAUCUCUGGAAAAGUUUAUUCCAGAAGAUCCCUCAACUGAUUUUCAGAAAUCAACUGGAAAACUGAAGGCAGCAUCAGCUGCAGUUGGUAUUCCGAGAAAUCAUACGGCUGCUGCUGGCAAGGAAGUUGGGAGGCUGGUCGAAUCCUUACCUAUCAUGUGGCCUCAGACUGACAAGUUGACUGCAUUUGAUGUUCAUUAUCCAUUAAGCCAUUCUCUGGACUCAAAUGUCCAUCCCUUGAAGUCGAUAUGGCAAUGUAAAGAUGAUUUGAGCUUUAGAAAGUUUGACAGAGAAGAAGAGCAACAAUUAGCACUGGAAACACCAGAUAGCGAGAAUGCUCCAGGUUCAGCGGAGCUCAAAGAUGGUCCUACCAGUCCUGCAGUUGGAGAUCUAUCCAAAGCAAAUGUUGCCGCCAGUGGAAGUUGGAAACUCUGGCCUUUCGGUUUUAGGGGAUCAAAUUCCAGGACAGCAAUGCAGCCAGAUGUGAAUGGCAGUAAAAGUCCUGAAGCUGAGAAUGCUUCAGAGAGCACCGUUGGCACAGAUGGAGAUAAGAAUAUGCUUACACCCAAGGGGAUGAAGAGAAUGGAAAGGGCACUCGCUCCAAUGUCUGAGCAGCUGGCUUCCUUGAAACUGAAGGAAGGGAAGAAUACAGUAACCUUCACAUUCUUUACUGCAAUGCUGGGGAAGCAGCAGGUUGAUGCCAGAAUAUAUCUGUGGAAAUGGAACACACGCAUAGUGAUCUCAGAUGUGGAUGGGACAAUCACAAAGUCAGAUGUUCUAGGUCAAUUCAUGCCCUUGGUUGGGGUAGAUUGGUCACAUGUAGGUGUUACACAUUUGUUUUCAGCCAUUAAGGAAAAUGGAUAUCAAUUGCUUUUUUUGAGUGCACGUGCCAUUUCUCAAGCCUCUCUCACCAGACAAUUUUUAUUCAACCUUAAGCAGGAUGGGAAGGCUUUACCAGAUGGUCCCGUUGUUAUUUCCCCAGAUGGACUUUUUCCUUCUCUCUUUCGCGAAGUUAUCAGGAGAGCUCCUCAUGAAUUCAAGAUCGCAUGCUUAGAGGAUAUCAAAUCAUUGUUCCCUUCUGAUUGCAAUCCAUUCUAUGCUGGUUUUGGAAACAGAGAUACCGAUGAGUUUAGCUACCUUAAGGUUGGAAUCCCGAAAGGAAAAAUAUUCAUUAUUAAUCCCCAGGGUGAGGUUGCUGUGAACCGCCGAGUUGACACAAAGUCAUAUAGCUCCCUUCAUGCUCUUGUGAAUGGCAUGUUUCCAUCCACGAACUCAUCUGAGCAGGAGGACUUUAAUACGUGGAAUUUCUGGAAACUCCCCCUGCCCGAUAUCAUUGUCUGAGGUGUUGAAGAGAGUUCAUUGCUUUAUGUAGCUAGCCUCCUCUAGAUAUGGAGACAGAUAAAUUCGCCAUGCCUUUGUUUAGAAUCGCUGAGGUAAAUCCCAAUUUCUCAUUCGCUUAAUCUGUCAGAAGCUGUGCAUGGAAUUUUUGGUUGUAGAAGGACAAUGCUAGCUUUAUCAAGACAUUUUAGGACAGUAUGUAGCUAGGAAUUAUUGUCUAAAUGUCUACAUUUACCCGGCGGGCUGAUUUAUUGGCGACCUGAAACAAUAUAUCGAAGAUAGGCACACGUAGAAGAGUUGGAUCAGUCCCACCUCCAUGCUGCUGCUUCAUUUUUUUUUUCCCUCCUUUUCUGUUCAAUCUAAUUUUGUAGUCUGUUCGUGUAUGUCCCGUGACCGCUUCAAGUUGUAACUAUUCUUUAGAAGUCAAAUGGGUAAAUAGGCAUUCACAUGUAUCUUAAUCUGUAAAGUUAUUGUUUCCAAAUGUAUAUUGAAUUUUCAUGUGGAUUCAAGUAUGUAGUUUUGGUCCUUCUGUGGAA